Molecule: messenger RNA, 1566 nt
Organism: Harpia harpyja (harpy eagle)
Lineage: Eukaryota; Metazoa; Chordata; Aves; Accipitriformes; Accipitridae
Gene: TUBB4B
Product: tubulin beta 4B class IVb
Exons: 4
Coding region: 77-1414 (445 amino acids)
Biological process (GO): microtubule cytoskeleton organization; mitotic cell cycle
Cellular component (GO): cytoplasm; microtubule
Molecular function (GO): structural constituent of cytoskeleton; GTP binding; GTPase activity
Source: RefSeq, a predicted model, not a curated record
GGCGGUCGCCUUGCGCCGUCAGAGUCGGUUGGGGGAAGAGUGGCGUUGGGAGGGAGUGAGCCGUGCCGCCGCCAUCAUGAGGGAGAUCGUGCACCUGCAGGCCGGGCAGUGCGGGAACCAGAUCGGAGCCAAGUUUUGGGAGGUGAUCAGCGACGAGCACGGCAUCGACCCAACCGGUACCUACCAUGGAGACAGCGACCUGCAGCUGGAGCGCAUUAACGUCUACUACAAUGAGGCCACAGGUGGCAAGUACGUGCCCCGCGCCGUGCUGGUGGACCUGGAGCCCGGCACCAUGGACUCGGUGCGCUCCGGGCCCUUCGGCCAGAUAUUCAGGCCGGACAACUUCGUGUUCGGUCAGAGCGGAGCAGGAAACAACUGGGCAAAGGGCCAUUAUACGGAAGGUGCUGAAUUAGUUGAUUCUGUGUUAGAUGUUGUAAGAAAGGAGGCAGAAAGCUGUGAUUGUCUCCAGGGCUUCCAGCUUACUCACUCUCUUGGUGGUGGUACAGGCUCUGGCAUGGGUACCCUCCUCAUCAGCAAAAUUCGUGAAGAGUACCCAGACCGAAUUAUGAAUACUUUCAGUGUUGUACCCUCCCCUAAAGUAUCAGAUACUGUAGUAGAGCCCUACAAUGCCACACUCUCGGUGCACCAGCUUGUGGAGAACACAGAUGAAACAUACUGUAUUGAUAACGAAGCCCUCUAUGACAUAUGCUUCAGAACACUGAAGUUAACUACUCCGACGUAUGGUGAUCUGAACCAUUUAGUGUCGGCAACCAUGAGCGGUGUUACCACCUGCCUGCGAUUCCCAGGCCAGCUUAAUGCUGACCUGCGGAAGCUGGCAGUGAACAUGGUUCCCUUUCCCCGUUUGCACUUUUUCAUGCCUGGUUUUGCCCCGCUCACGAGCCGUGGGAGCCAGCAGUAUCGUGCUUUAACUGUGCCAGAGCUAACACAGCAGAUGUUUGAUGCAAAGAAUAUGAUGGCUGCGUGUGACCCACGUCACGGCCGCUAUCUGACCGUAGCUGCUGUUUUUAGAGGCCGUAUGUCAAUGAAAGAGGUCGAUGAGCAAAUGCUGAACGUUCAGAACAAAAAUAGCAGCUAUUUUGUUGAAUGGAUUCCUAAUAAUGUUAAAACAGCGGUCUGUGACAUUCCACCUCGUGGCCUGAAAAUGUCUGCCACCUUCAUUGGUAACAGCACAGCCAUCCAGGAGCUGUUCAAACGCAUUUCUGAGCAGUUCACUGCCAUGUUCCGCCGAAAGGCUUUCCUGCACUGGUACACUGGCGAGGGCAUGGACGAGAUGGAGUUCACAGAGGCUGAGAGCAACAUGAAUGACCUGGUGUCUGAGUAUCAGCAGUACCAGGAUGCUACAGCUGAGGAGGAGGGGGAGUUUGAGGAGGAGGCUGAGGAAGAGGCAGAGUAAAAGCUAUGCAGAUGAACACCUGUAAAUUUUGUUUAAAGCUGUAUGAACUCUUUCAUUCAAAACUUCUCUGUCUGUGUUGUGUUCCUCUUCCUGUCUGAAAGUCACUUCAAAUGCUGUACAGGCACCAUUAAAGCAUUUUUCACAGUGCACAA